AUGACAAAGAGAGACGAAUCAUCAACAAGCGCGCCGAAAGAGCAAGCAACCAACCGUCUAAACCAACUCUCAUCCCAUCUAUCGCCGAAACAAAAAACCGCCAACCUCCCAGCAGACCACUCAGACGUCCUAGGACAAAUCAAAGAGCUACGCAACAUAGCCGCAACCCCAGACCAGAAAAACAGAGGCUACAUUCGCCAAAAACAAGCAGGAAAACUAUGGGUACGCGAGCGAAUCGAAGCCCUGCUAGACAGCAACAGCUUUGCAGAGAUCGGCUCAGUAUCGGGCACAGUAACAUGGGCAAAGACAGCGCCUCGCCGCGAGAAACCCAUAGCAUUCAUACCGAGCAACAACGUGCAAGGCGCGGGCCUCCUGCGCGGCCGGAAGGUUCUCCUGACAGCUGAUGAUUUCAGUAUCCGGUCCGGUCAUGCCGAUGGUGCGAGUACCGGCAAGACGGUGUACGUUGAGAAACUUGCAAUUGCGCUGCGCAUCCCUGUGAUCAAGCUUGUUGAUGGGAGUUCCGGGGGUGGGAGUGUGACUACUAUCAAGAAGGAGGGGUGGAGUUAUUUGCCCCAUGUUGCGUCUUUUCCGUUUGUUGUGCAGCAGUUGAAUAUGGGGAUCCCGAAUUUGGGGGCUGUUGUUGGUCCUGCGAUUGGACUCGGUGCUGCGAGAGUUGUGUCUUGUCAUUUCUCUGUGAUGGCUGCUGAUAUCGGUGCUCUAUUCAAUGCCGGACCUAAAGUCGUCGAGGGCGCGACCUUUGAGGAAGGUCUGGAUUUCCAAGAUCUUGGUGGGCCAAUGGUCCAUUGUAUGAAUGGUACCAUUGACAACCUCGCUGCCAACGAGGCAGAAUGCUAUGAGCAAUUACGGAUCGUCUUGGGCUAUCUCCCUAACUCGGGUAGCGAGGCACCUCCAGUCAUUCCCUGCACAGAUCCAGAAGACCGGGAGGAUAUUGCACUGCGGAGUAUCAUCCCCCGACGUCAAGCUCGCAUGUACAAUGCCCGGUCGAUCAUCACAUCGGUCGUUGAUCAAGGUUCUUGGUUCGAGAUCGGCGCGCUCUGGGGCCGGACUGCCAUUGGCGGACUUGCACGUCUGGGCGGACGUCCUGUGGGCAUUAUCUCGCUGAACUGUGAAGUUAAUGGUGGUGCAUUGGAUGCGGCAGGGAGCCAGAAGCUCACUCGGCUGCUUAAGCUGUGUGAUGUGAUGAACUUGCCUAUUUUGCAGUUCCUUGAUGUCCCUGGAUACGCUAUUGGGACUGUUGCAGAGCGUACGGCCACUAUGCGCUGGGGCGUUGAACUCGCCAAGGCGUAUUUCAGCACUACUGUACCGGUAUUCAAUGUGGUUACGCGACGUGUGUUUGGUGUUGCUGGCGGUGUUAUGCUUGGAUGUCGCGAUCCUGUCAUGCAAGUUGCGUGGCCCUCUGGGCAGUGGGGUUCGUUGCCACUGGAUGGUGGUAUUGAGGUUGGCCAUAGACAUGAAUUGAGAGAAGCCGAGAAAGUCGGCAAGAAGGAAGAACGAUACAAUGAGUUGGAAGAGGAGUAUCUGCGCCUUAUGAACCCUGUGCGCACGGCGAAUGCAUUUGGGAUUGAAGAGAUUAUUGAUCCGAAAGACACGCGCAAGGUCUGUUGUUCCUGGGCAGAGCAUGUCUAUGAUGUGCUUCUUCGAGAGAGAUUGGGAGAUCGGGCUUCUGGGAAGAUUUCACCUACAUUUGCUUGA
Messenger RNA from Penicillium nucicola, 1713 nucleotides. RefSeq lists its product as uncharacterized. The coding region runs from base 1 to 1713 and encodes 570 amino acids. The transcript has 3 exons. The record is from RefSeq and is a predicted model, not a curated record. Lineage: Eukaryota; Fungi; Ascomycota; Eurotiomycetes; Eurotiales; Aspergillaceae. Gene Ontology annotation, molecular function: propionyl-CoA carboxylase activity.